AGGGAAAGUGUGCAUUUUGUAUUAAGGCUUUUUGGUGUUCUCCGUUUUUGCAGAAUGCAACCCAACGGGGGAUCGUACAGCCCGGCAGCUUUGGGAACGAUGGGGGCCAUGUACUACCUGCACCAGCACGCCCAACAGAUGUACCCGAACCAUCCCCCCUCCGUGCCCGCACUGACCUUCGCUGAACGCCUCGCUGAUUUCAUACUUGAGGCCCGCUAUGGCGCCCACAGGAAGCAACGGCGCAGCCGCACUGCGUUCACCAAUCAGCAACUCGCCGCACUGGAGAAAACAUUUGCCAAGACACAUUACCCGGAUGUAGUCAUGAGGGAGAGGCUGGCCAUGUGCACGAAUCUGCCGGAAGCCAGAAUACAGGUCUGGUUCAAAAACCGCCGGGCCAAAUUUCGCAAACAGCAACGCUGCAAGUCCUCGCCAGGCGACAAGAACGGGGAAGCCGAAGGUAAAGAAGGAGCCAAGGAGCAAAAGUGCGAUGAAGACGGUGCCACUACCACCACGGCCGAGUGCCAGAUUGUAAGGGCCGACGACGCGCUGAACGGUACCACCGCUGCCGCCCGCUCGCCUGGUCAUACCGCGGAGGGCGGGAAGUCCGAGGAAGAAGAAAACAUCCCGUCCUCGAGCUCCAAGGAGCGGGCACAAGAUGCCGACGGAAGCCCUCCUGGAGAAAGAGGGAGCUCCUUGGAAGAGUUGGUGGUAGGUGGAGACAAGGACUCCGAAGACGAAGAUGAAGAUGAAGGUGAAAAUGAUGAGGACGUUGUGGUUGAUGAGGACAAGGAAGAGAUUGAAGAUGUCAAGGAUAACAGGAGUGAUGUGGAAUCCAUCGAUUCCAAGUCCAACCAAGAAGGAGGAACUGAAGAGGAAAGAAAGGUUGAAGUAACCUCAGAUGACGGUCUGAGAGCAUCGCCCGUCAGGAGUCUCAGCGAAUCCAGUGAGGGCAGCUGGCUGAUUGACUCUUUAAGAGGUGCAGCUCUGAGGGUAGGGGCAGGGCCAGUCCACGGCCUCCCCCACCACCUGAUGGAAGCGGCCUGCCGCAACUCCGGUAACCCCCACCAGCACCUGAUGGCUCCCCACCUCCAGCCCAGCCCCUUGGAUCUCCUGUGUCUCAUGCAGAGGCAGGCUGGAGGGCCGGGCCACCACGCCGGUCUGCCCGGGCCCGGGGGCAUGUUCCGCCCGCCCGUGGCCGCCUUCCAGCCCGGGCCCUUCCUCCGGAUGGACCACCCGGCGGGACUGCUCCCCGGGUUUCUCCCGUCCGUGUCUCUACCACCAAACUGCACCUGGAAUCGGAUGAGGUUCGUGCACGGGAUGGGCUCACCACCACCACCAGCACCGCCGGGCCCUCCCCAUCCACCCCCGCCUGCUGCUGCUGCUGCCGCCGCCGCGGCUGCCGCUGCUUCGGCUGCCGGAAGCGUUCAGGAAGGUACCGGACAGUGCAGCUCUAGCAUCGAGAGUUUACGCAUGAGGGCCAGACAACAUGCAGCAGCUAUAGGGUUUAACCACAUGUGCUGAUGAGAUUAUAAUAUAGUUUUGAAAGACUUUCAGUGACGGGUCUACAAGUAGAGUUGUUACCAUAUCCCUAUAAGUCAUCAGAAAUCACCAUAAGUCGUCACAAGUCAUAGUCAUAACAGGUGAAAGUCAUCACAAAUCACUAUAAGUCAUCACAAGUCGCCAUAAGACAUGACAAGUCCCUAUAAGUCAUCACGAGUCAAAGUCGUCACAAGACACCAUAAGUCAUCACAAUUCAAAGUCGUUACAAGUCACCAUAAGUCAUCACAAGUCAAAG
Molecule: messenger RNA, 1795 nt
Organism: Patiria miniata (bat star)
Lineage: Eukaryota; Metazoa; Echinodermata; Asteroidea; Valvatida; Asterinidae
Product: diencephalon/mesencephalon homeobox protein 1-like
Exons: 4
Coding region: 55-1521 (488 amino acids)
Biological process (GO): regulation of transcription by RNA polymerase II
Molecular function (GO): RNA polymerase II transcription regulatory region sequence-specific DNA binding; DNA-binding transcription factor activity, RNA polymerase II-specific
Source: RefSeq, a predicted model, not a curated record